CUGGCAUUUUUCACCCAAUUUGUGGUGGAGAUACUUAUGUUUGCGUGUACAUGUUUAUUUCGUUAGUACUUAUUGUUAGAUAAAUGUACUUUUUUGGGAAAGUUAGUAUUCAGUCAGCCAGUCAGUCUGUCAUCCCAACCAGCCGGCCGGUAUGGUUGCUUGUGUGGAUGACAGUGCUAUCGCUGAAUCUGAACGAAAUUGCAUUCCAAAGAUGUAACAGCAAUUCGACGAGAUUUUCAAAUCGUUUUGUAUAAAAACGAUACAUUUGUUGGGAAACACCAUCACUCAUCUGCCACAGUUCGACGUUGGAAAAGGCAUAGCAUCAUAGUUUGAGUCUACGUGAAUCGUGUUGCCACUGAGUAUUCAAGGAACUGGAGGAUUCUGAGCUUAUCGAAGGCUCUCUAAACUAGAGAAGGCAAUAUGAAGAGGUUUUCAGUCCUGUGCGUCUUGCUCCUUGCGGUGGUUGGCGCACCUGCAACCCAUGUGAAUAUUUCGAUUUCCCAACAACAGGCAAAAAGUUCAGCCCACUCUGCAUCUACGCCAAUUAUAGCAGAUCAUUCGAAACUGAAGUCCGAAUCAGGCGAAGUCUUUUCGAGUGAAGGACGAAGUGCGAGAAUUCAAAUUGAAAACAAGGAUGAAUCGAAAUCACACUUUGCCAAUCACCGAACAGACGGUUCCGAAAUAGGCGGACAUAGUAACCAUCGUAGUUUCGUACAGUCGGGACAUUAUGUUGCAGAGCCCGAAUUCCAGUUCAAGGGAAUGUACCAAUCCAGUCCGAUUGAAUACCAGCGCAAUGCUCAGUUUCGGCGAAUGGAUGAACAGCAAAAACAGAAUAUGGAAUUUGAACGUUAUAUUCAGAACUUCCACAGUGGCCCAACGGUUGAAACGGUAUUCGAAUCGGCGGAUGCCAUGCCCUCCUCCCAUGCCACCUCAUCGCGUGUUAGUAGCGAGGGAUCUCAAAUGCAGCGCAGUGGUAAAAUUGUCCAGUUUGAACGUCAGGUUGCAUUGCCGGCUCCGGUUACAGAAACCGAGAAGCAACAGCAUUCGCAACAAAGUACUCAGCAUGCCUCGUCGGUAGGGACAUCCACCGCCUCGGCUAAGACAACGACAUCGAACUCAGGCGUGCCCAGUGUAUCUGUAAGCACGGCAGGUGGCUCCAGCCUCAACAUUAACAUCAAUCAAAGACCAGCCUCGGUGGGCAGUGAUGGAUUGAACUUCGAUCAGUCGAAUAGCUACAACAAACCAAACUACAAUGACGCCAACAACUUCAAAUAUCAUAACGACGGUUCUUCAGAUAGUCACUUCCACAAUCAGUAUCCCCCUUCGGUGGAAGAACCCCAAGGUGGCUAUGGGGGUUAUUUUCAGCCUUCGAGCCAUAAUGCUGGCGGUCAAGAAACUCAGUUCUACAAUGGCAAUGGCGGUUAUGACCAUUCACAACUGGGUGGUCAGGGUUAUCUGCCACCGGAAACGGUUAAUCAACGACCUGUCGUGACCAAGACCAUUCAAAUCGCCCAGCCUGCUAUCAAAACGAAGAAAUACGAAGUGCGUCAUCCAGCCAUCCAAAAGGAAUUUUACGACAUUGAGGAACGGGUUGUCAUAAAACCGGCCGGAACCGUGGUUGUAGAACUGGAAAGACCUGUUGCGAAGAUACCGAAAGGGGAAUCGAUCCUACCCUUGGGUCAUCCCCAUCCUGCAGUGGCCAAUGCAUAUAUGAACAAUGGCAACACGCCUGCCUUCAGCAACAUAAUUUACAGUGCUGCUGGAUCAUCUAAUCAGGGCAACCAGGCCAACAAUCAAUACCCCCAUGGCUACAAUUCCAAGCAGUCAAAUGAUCGUUCCACAAUUAGUGGGUCUACUAUUGCCUCGUCCAUCACUUCAACGCCAUCGUUCGAUCAGGGUACCAAAGUCAUGGCGGUCGAAGCCAAUCUAAAUAAACAGUACAAUGGGGAGAACCAUUAUUCCGCAACUGCCGCACCCGUCACAGAAGACCCCAAACUUCGCAGCCGAGAAGUGAUUGUAGUCACCGAUGGACAGGGUAAUCAACGCCAGGUGUCGUCCGAUCGGUUCCCCUAUUCCCAAACAAGAUCAGGAUACAAUUUACGUUCCUAUUCCAACCAAAAUGUGGCGCCCCAACGGCCAAGCAAUGUCCAGUCAACUUCGUCCAACCGCGAGCCAUACAACUUCGAUGCCGAAUACGUUAAUAUCGGUGCAAAUGGCAACAUAGCCAGAGACUCCAAACCGGCCCGUUUGGAAGAAGCCCCCAUACGAAUGGAACCGGUAAUAAAACAUGGACAUAGCAUCGCUUUGCCUGCUAGCCAGCAUAAAAUUUACCUCACACAAAAGUACGCAGUGCCGCAAACUCAAUAUGUCGAGGAAAACGCCCAUGUUCAGGAGGUGACUCCGCACCACUUAAUCAACCGCAAAGGACCAGUUGUGGUAUAUGCAACUAGUAAACAUAGACCAGAAGUUUCAUUCAGACAAAGCGGCUCGGCGGCGGACUAUCAACCCCAUACAAUAACUGCUGGCUAUCGUUCCUCAAGUGCUGUGGCCGAAAAAUCCGUCGGCAGUAGUCGUUUGGAAAUCAGUGCUCCGUAUGCCCAAAUGCGUUACAACUCCGAUGAACGCAGCACGAUUAACAACUAUGCAGCGAAUCAAAAUUUAGGCAACGACCGGGAAAACCGUAAAUUCGGUCGGCUUAUUACGGAGGAAAAGAACGCCAAAGAGGGGAGCUCAAUCUCCAAUGCCAGUGGUGGUAUGAAUACAACUCGUAUGGAAGGACCACAAACCCACAUUGAGAUUAAUAUCCCGGAAUCUUCACAAAGUUCGAACAAACCUAUCACCGUAAGUUCCACCAUCAGACCCAUGAUGUCCGACGAUGGCAAAGCCACCCACAACGCAAAGUUAGAAAUUUCAGUUACAAACAAUGGGGAACCGAAAAAAGAUGAUAUGCCGCUGGCUGAGGACAUCAGUUCCAAAGAAAUACGUGACAGGGAAUACGUGACCAGCUCCCAGGACAGCGUCGAUUGUGAUAAAACAACAAAAAUGGACUCGAAACAAGCGGAUCACAAAUUCAUGCGGCUCGUUGAGGCUCCCAGUGAAUCCCACGAUUCAUCUUCCGAAACCAGUUCAUCCUCUUCGACGCAUCAACCCACCAAUGUAGAUGUUACCAAUAAAGGGUCAUCCGGUCAUGUUAUUUCAUCUGGGCACUCGGGUCAUGCUGCCACGCCCGGAUCUCGAGUCAUUGCUGCAACACCAGCACCUAGAGAUUCUACAGCUGGCAGUGAAAGUUUCCACAAACGUCGGAUCGUAGUUAACCAUCCAUUCCAGACCGUGCGCGAGGUUGUUGAGCAUGAACCCUAUACCAAUUAUCACGAAGUCCAGGUAAGUGAACCUGCCUCGCCAGCCCUGUACCACUCAGCUGCGUAUUUCCGCAGCCACGGUGCUCUGCGCCAAGCUCCGACCGAGGAACGUCACAUCGGAACACCGAUUUUCUACAACUGAUGAUUCCAGAGAACUCCGGCUAGUGGGCUAACCUUGACAUCAUCCGACAAAUGUGUACAUACCAAUUAUUAACGUCUAUCUUACGCAUGUCCUGCGACUAUAUGGUGGUGGUUGGGUACGAUUAAGUUUAAGCAUUAUUUCUUGUAUACCGUCACAAUAAAG
Musca domestica (house fly) is the source of this 3663-nucleotide messenger RNA. RefSeq lists its product as uncharacterized. NCBI's taxonomy places the organism in Eukaryota, Metazoa, Arthropoda, Insecta, Diptera, Muscidae. The record is from RefSeq and is a predicted model, not a curated record. The transcript is spliced from 2 exons. Bases 421 to 3501 code for a protein of 1026 amino acids.